Messenger RNA from Drosophila ficusphila, 792 nucleotides. RefSeq names its product seminal metalloprotease 1. The transcript has 2 exons. NCBI's taxonomy places the organism in Eukaryota, Metazoa, Arthropoda, Insecta, Diptera, Drosophilidae. Gene Ontology annotation, molecular function: zinc ion binding; metalloendopeptidase activity. Gene Ontology annotation, biological process: proteolysis. The coding region runs from base 10 to 765 and encodes 251 amino acids. The record is from RefSeq and is a predicted model, not a curated record.
GCAACCAACAUGAACUAUUAUAGUGCGUUACCUCUGGUUUUGGUCCUGAUCAGCGGCGCUUUUGCAGCCCCAGCUGAGCGGAUUGAAACCGAUCCGGAGCUGACAGCUGGUUAUAUUGAGGGUGACAUGGUUCCCAGUGGAUCUUUAAGAAAUAUUUGGCGCAAUGAGACAUAUCGCUGGCCCAACCGCGUUGUUUACUAUCACAUCAAUAGUUAUAUUGACGUCGAGCACAGAAACCAUAUUGUUAGCGCAAUUCACGAGCUCGAAUCAAUUUCAUGUCUGACCUUUAAGGAAGCCACCACCGAUCAAGAGUAUUAUGUAAAUGUGACCUCCGAGGAUGGCGGUUGUUUCUCCUAUAUUGGUUACCUAAAUCGUGUUCAGCAACUCAACCUGCAGAAUAAUGAAAUAGGAGUUGGUUGCUUCCGACUCUACACUAUUGUUCAUGAAUUUUUGCAUGCCCUUGGCUUUUUCCAUCAGCAGAGUGCCGCCGACCGGGAUGAAUAUGUCCAAAUUGUGGAGGAGAACAUCACCGAAGGCAUGGAGUUCAAUUUUGAUAAAUACACCGAGGAAACAGUUAACGAUUUUGGAGAGAAAUACGACUAUGGUAGUGUUAUGCAUUAUGGUCCUUAUGCGUUUUCCAAGAAUGGAGAGAGGACAAUCGUGGCUUUGGAGGAGGGACAGGAAGAUGUUAUCGGCCAACGACUACAGCUGAGUGAAACUGAUAUCAAAAAGCUAAACGCCAUGUACAAAUGCCCCACUGUUUAGUAAUAAACAUUUUUUAUCGCACCUUCA